Molecule: messenger RNA, 1900 nt
Organism: Bradysia coprophila
Lineage: Eukaryota; Metazoa; Arthropoda; Insecta; Diptera; Sciaridae
Gene: Sec61alpha
Product: SEC61 translocon subunit alpha
Biological process (GO): protein transport
Cellular component (GO): membrane
Source: RefSeq, a predicted model, not a curated record
CAUUCAUUUGGUUUUUGUCGUUGUCGGUCUCUGUGUAGUUCAUUAAGACAUUUCAAGAAGUGAUAUCGUUUGUAAAAGAAGUGAAAAGGGUAGAUGCGAAUUAUUCCUUAAAUUUUCUAUUAUUUAGUGUAACUAAUUUUUCGGAACUAAGAUGGGAAUUAAAUUUCUCGAAGUUAUUAAACCCUUUUGCAGUAUACUGCCUGAAAUUGCAAAACCAGAACGAAAGAUCCAAUUCAGGGAGAAGGUAUUAUGGACGGCCAUAACAUUGUUCAUUUUCUUGGUGUGUUGUCAAAUACCUCUAUUCGGCAUCAUGAGUUCCGAUUCAGCCGAUCCCUUCUACUGGAUCCGUGUCAUUCUCGCUUCAAACAGAGGAACGUUAAUGGAACUGGGCAUUUCGCCAAUCGUAACAUCCGGUCUGAUUAUGCAACUGUUAGCUGGUGCAAAAAUCAUUGAAGUUGGUGACACGCCGAAAGAUCGUGCGCUGUUCAACGGUGCGCAGAAACUGUUUGGCAUGGUUAUUACCGUGGGCCAAGCUAUUGUCUACGUUAUGACCGGAAUGUAUGGUGAUCCGGCUGAGAUCGGAGCUGGCGUUUGUUUGCUUAUUAUCAUUCAAUUGUUUGUGGCCGGUUUAAUUGUGCUGUUGUUGGAUGAAUUGCUGCAAAAGGGCUAUGGUUUGGGGUCGGGUAUCUCAUUGUUUAUUGCGACGAACAUUUGCGAAACAAUCGUAUGGAAAGCAUUCUCGCCGGCUACCGUUAAUACAGGACGUGGUACUGAGUUCGAAGGAGCUGUUAUUGCAUUGUUCCAUUUGUUGGCUACACGCCAAGACAAAGUUCGAGGAUUACGGGAAGCGUUUUACCGACAAAAUUUACCGAAUCUUAUGAAUUUAUUGGCAACUGUGCUGGUAUUCGCAGUGGUCAUUUACUUCCAAGGUUUCCGUGUCGAUCUACCAAUUAAAUCUGCACGUUAUCGUGGUCAAUAUAGCAGCUACCCAAUCAAACUGUUCUACACAUCCAAUAUUCCAAUCAUUCUUCAGUCAGCUUUAGUAUCUAAUCUCUACGUCAUAUCUCAGAUGUUAGCCGUUAAAUUCCACGGCAACUUUUUGGUUAACUUGUUGGGCGUGUGGGCUGAUGUCGGAGGUGGCGGCCCAGCACGAUCGUAUCCAAUCGGUGGUCUGUGUUACUAUCUUUCGCCACCAGAAAGUGUCGGACACAUACUCCAAGAUCCAUUCCAUGCUUUGUUGUACAUUAUCUUCAUGCUCGGAUCAUGCGCAUUCUUCUCAAAAACAUGGAUCGACGUUUCGGGAAGCUCAGCUAAAGAUGUGGCCAAACAAUUGAAGGAACAACACAUGGUAAUGCGAGGACAUCGGGAAAAUUCAAUGAUUCACGAACUGAAUCGGUACAUUCCAACUGCAGCCGCAUUUGGAGGUUUGUGUAUCGGUGCAUUGUCUGUGUUGGCUGACUUUAUGGGCGCAAUUGGUAGUGGAACCGGUAUUCUGCUGGCCGUUACAAUCAUCUAUCAAUACUUCGAAAUUUUCGUAAAAGAACAGUCCGAAAUGGGUGGUAUGAGUACGCUGCUGUUUUAGUGAGAUCGCUGAUGAUCGGAUCGUGUUUGAGGAGUGAAUAGAGAGAGAGAGAGAUAAUAUUGGAAAGGUAUCAUUUAAUAAGAAAGAAAACAUUUAAAAUUCAAUGAAAAGAUCAAUCACUAUCCUGUAAAUUGAAAUACAUUCGAUGUGUUUUUCGACUAAUUAAUUCUUUGCAUUGUUGACAAAGAAGAAAGAGACUUUUUUUAAUUUUAUUUUUAAAUUAAAUAAUAAAUUGAAUAAUGAAGAGUGUUUUUGAUUACUAUUAAAAUGGAAGAAGUUAAAAUAGUUUAUUUAUAAUAAAUUCGAGAAAUUUGUAAA